AAAAAGAUCAAAAACAAAAACAACCGGCAAAAAAUUGAGAAGAAAAAUUUUAAUUUUCAGGUUCGAUUUUCGAUUUAAUUAAUUAAUUAAAAUAAUUAAUUUCUUGCUUACUGCUCAGCAUAGUUGAAUAAUGCCACCGAAAUCUAAAUUAGUGUUUGACGCCACUCAAUGGUCUCUGCAGCAUAACGAGACGCCGUUUUCAUAUUUCAAAUUAAAUAAUGUAUUUUCCGAGCAAACAGCGGUCAACGAAUUGAGAAAUGCAGUAUCUCGUCUUACAUUCACCCAAAAGAUGACCGACAUGUUCAGCUUUUCAGCUACCAAGAAUUUUUGGAUUUCUAAAAAAUCUUUGAAAAACGCUGUCUUCGGAGACUUCUUGAAAUUCUUAGAAUUCUUUCGAGAUUUUCUCUCCGAUAAAUUCGAAGUGAAAUUGGAUGACAAAAUCUCGGUUUCUAGUUCAUUAUACGAAAAUAAAGAUUACUUGCUGUGUCACGAUGAUAAAUCGGAUGAUAGACUAAUAGCGUUUAUUUUCUACCUGAAUUCAUCUUGGAAACCCGAAUGGGGUGGAUCUUUGGAUAUUUUCGAUCACGAUGAAAAUGGCCAGCCUGUAGAUAUCGUUCAUCAAAUUUACCCCGAAUUCAAUUCAUUGAUAUUUUUUAAAGUUGGAAAUUACACUUACCAUCAAGUCUCCGAAGUUACCACUAACGUCACACCUCGUAUCACUAUCAAUGGCUGGUUCCAUUCCAAAGAAGCUUAUAAUCUAAAACCCUUACCAUUUUCUGACCCUCCUGUACCUUACAUCAAAACACGUGAUAAUGUAGCUACGCUCUAUUUGAAUCAUUUCGCUUCUAACGAAUUCACCCAACUUAAAUAUAUGGAAAUAAUCGUCGAAAAUUUACGAGAAUGCGGCGUAAUGAUGUUGCAAAAUUUCUUAAAACCUCAAAUUUAUACCAAAAUAGCUAAAGAGUUGAAAUCAUCGGCUAUUUCAUGGAGUACUAAAGGUCCAGCUAAUCGAAGAAAAUAUAAUUAUGCUGAGCAGCAUUCGUUACCUCCCAUGUGCAAAGCUCUAUUAUCGUUUUUCCAAUCGCAGUAUAUGUGUUCGUAUUUGGAAGAAUUAUCAUCGAAGAAACUCUUUAAUAAGAAAAAGGGAGAGCAAGAAUAUGGUGGGUUAUGCUUCGCUGAAAUGCAGUAUUGGCAAGAUGGUUGUUAUUCUUUACUCGCAGAUGACGAUAAUAAUUAUAAUAUUGCUUCGGUCGAUGUAUUUUUAUUCUUCAACGUUGAUAAAGAUGAAGAAGAAAGCUUUAACCAAGAUUCAGUCAUUCAACCUGGAAAUAUUUACUAUUACGAGAAAUUCGAUACGUCUAAUAAACACGAAGUUGAACCGAAAAGUAAUUCGAUUUGUUUAGUGGUGAAGAAUAAAAAUGAAACUAGAUACGUUUCGUAUAUAAAUAAAAAUUCAUCGCUCAAGUACAACGUUCUAUUUUUAAGUUUUAAAAUUUAAUUUACCUAACGAUCUGUGAUCAGUUUUUCUAAUGAUUUUGUUGACUCUUCUUGUUUCUGUUUUAUUUCAUAUUUUAUAUAAUUAAUCGAUUGUUUUUUCGAUUCAAUAAAGUAUUAAUUGAUUUA
Molecule: messenger RNA, 1623 nt
Organism: Planococcus citri (citrus mealybug)
Lineage: Eukaryota; Metazoa; Arthropoda; Insecta; Hemiptera; Pseudococcidae
Gene: sud1
Product: Prolyl 3-hydroxylase sud1
Exons: 9
Coding region: 131-1498 (455 amino acids)
Biological process (GO): peptidyl-proline hydroxylation; regulation of translational termination
Cellular component (GO): cytoplasm
Molecular function (GO): peptidyl-proline dioxygenase activity; iron ion binding; L-ascorbic acid binding
Source: RefSeq, a predicted model, not a curated record